AUCACAUGUCCGUGGGUAAACACCACCCACUAAAGCAGGAAGAACUGGCUAGACUAGCGCCAUCAAGUCGGACGAGAUCUUUCACUUCUCUUGACCAAUUUGUGCGUUUGCAUUUAGCUAGCUGCAUAUCUAGACAGACAAGUAGCUUCAAAUUUCCUGAAAAGAUGAGCGAUAAUGAGAAAGAUUACAACGGCGAGCGGGAGUCCCGCUCCCCAUCCAGGAGUCUGAGUGCUCAUGGGUCUGGGAAGUCGGUCAGCCGCUCCCCAGCCCAUUCCCCGGCCCACUCCAAGGAUGACUCCCAUCACUCCGGCUCCAAGUCCCGCUCUCGCUCCAGGUCCAAGUCUGGGUCUCGUAGGUCACAUCGGAGCUCUCGCAGGCACUACAGCCGUUCUCGCUCGCGCUCUCACUCCCGCCGCCGGCGCUCCCGUUCCUACAGUGGGGAGUACCGGAGGAGGCGGAGCCACAGCCAUUCGCCCAUGUCCAACCGCCGCCGUCACCUUGGCAACAGGGCGAACCCUGACCCCAACUGUUGUCUUGGCGUGUUUGGUCUGAGCCUGUACACGACGGAGAGAGAUCUGAGAGAGGUAUUCUCUAAGUAUGGCCCCCUGACUGAUGUCAGCAUCGUUUAUGACCAGCAGUCACGGCGAUCUCGUGGCUUCGCCUUCGUCUACUUCGAUAACCGAGAGGACGCCAAAGAAGCGAAGGAACGUGCCAAUGGGAUGGAGCUGGAUGGCAGGAGAAUUAGGGUGGAUUUCUCCAUCACCAAGCGGCCUCACACCCCCACCCCUGGGAUAUACAUGGGUCGCCCUACAUAUGGCGGCGGCGGUCCUAGUGGAGGCCCGAGUGCUCGGCGGUCAUCCCGGGACUACGACCGGGGCUACGACCGAGGAUACGACCGGGGCUACGAUCGCUAUGAUGAAAGGGACUACUAUCGUUCUUACGGCAGGAAAAGGUCUCCAUCUCCCUACUACAACAGAGGAGCCUACAGGUCUAGAUCGCGGUCUAGAUCCUACUCUCCGCGUCGUUAUUGAACAGAAUAUCAGAAUGGUACAGAAUCCAGGAAGUGAGUUUGGUUGAUUUCAAAAGACUUUUGGCCUCUUCAUCGUUGUAUGUUUUGUUAUUGCAGUAUGAAAAGCCCUUGUAGUAUAUUCGAUUAUGCAGUUUUUGUUAGGCGACUGGAUUUAAAAACUCUUGUCACUCAUGUUUGAUUUGUAAAUUGAUGGUGGGCAUUAUGUACCUAUUUGUUUUGUAAACAAAAGCCUUUCCAGAGACAUGUUGUUACAGAGAAUAUAGUUUGUAUGUGUUUUAGCCCAGCAGUUGCUCUACAAUAAACAAACUGUUUCUUUCAUCA
Molecule: messenger RNA, 1351 nt
Organism: Esox lucius (northern pike)
Lineage: Eukaryota; Metazoa; Chordata; Actinopteri; Esociformes; Esocidae
Gene: tra2b
Product: transformer 2 beta homolog
Exons: 8
Coding region: 6-1031 (341 amino acids)
Biological process (GO): positive regulation of mRNA splicing, via spliceosome
Cellular component (GO): spliceosomal complex
Molecular function (GO): RNA binding
Source: RefSeq, a predicted model, not a curated record